AAGUUUUUCCAAGGACAUCAAGUGCAGAGGUAUCAAUAAAUCUUGAUCAAGUUCUUGAUCAAGAAUUUUCAAGAAAAAAAAUCUUUAAAGAACUUGUGCAGAUUUUCUCUUUCUGCAAGACGUGGGACUAUAGGUGUAUGGUAUGAACAUACUAAUCUCAUGCAUUUUGUUUUUUGUUUCUACUUCAUGGUUUAAUUUAUUAUCUUUUUUUUCUAGAACAUUUGAUGAAAGUUGUAGUUGAUUCAUUACUGGCAGUACUUGAUGCCAGUACAAAAUUUUGCUAUUGGUUAUUAGGAAGAAAUUUAUCACAGAAAGACCAGCAAUUAAUCAUACAGCUUUUCACCACUAAAAGUCAAUAUGAUGAAACAUAUUUAGUCAAUGUUAUUAAAUCAUUAUCAAUUGGUAAGGAUCUUUUAUUGGUAUGCAAUGAUGAACAUUAUAAUCUAAUUCAAUGGUGUGUGUUACAUAAUUAUUUACAAGCGUUAGAAUUAUUACUUAAAUAUGGUUGUAACCCAAAUCGUGGUUCAUUAUUACCAUCACAAACAUCAACAUCAAAAACUGUCGAUUUACCAUUAGCAUUAGCAUGCUGUUUUCAAAGAACGGAUGCAGCGCGACUACUUCUGUCUUAUGGUGGUAAUUCAAAGCAAUCAACGACAUUAUCACAAUAUACUCUUCGGCGUAUGGCAAAAGUAAAAAAAUUACAUUAUUUACAAAUCCUCGAUCUUUUACAUAAACAACACCGACAACAACAUUCCUUGACACCUCUUAACAUCGUAUUCGUAUUCGAUGACCUUGAAAUGUUUAAAAUUAUUUUUGGUAAAACACAAUCAGCAUCGAGUUCGAUCACAUCAAUGAGUACUGAGUUGAAUCAUAACAGCAAUAAUAAUUUUGAUGAAAUGUUAACUUCUUUUCAGCCAACAGAUGAAAUAACAAAAAAGGUACUGGCAGAAAAUGUUGAAAAUGAAAAUGAUGUUUAUAGUGAUACAGUAACACCACAGUACGAUAAUUAUCUCGACGAUGACGAUAGUGAUGAAAUACAAGAAAAACAGGAAACGCACGAGGAACUUUUGAGUGACGAAAAAGAAUUUGAAAAUAAACAACCGUUGGUGUUUUCAAAAUAUUUACAGAUGAAUAAUAGAAAAUUAGAAAAGGAUAUUUUAGAGACCUUACAAUUUUCUACUGAUUCAUCAAUCAAUACUUACGAUGCCCCGAGAACGUGGUCAUUGCGAAUCCAAAAUGAACAAUCAUUGUUACAAAAAUCACAGCAACAACAACCAUCUAUAGAAGUGCCAAUAGGUAAAUCAGAGAAGAGUAUAUUUACGGUAAAGAAUGGUGAACGAACAACAACGGAUGGUGGAUAUCACACAAUCUCACCAGCUGACGGAUCUGUUGAAGAUGGUGGGGAUUGUACUAAUAAAACAACGACAACACCACUAGAAACUGACACAAACCAUGGUUCAUUAACGUUUCAUCUGUUUGAAGAUAGUCGUACGAUAAGUUUAUGUUCAACAGUAGGAGAAAGUAAUAAUCAAAUUUUUCAUCGAAAAACUAAUAAACAACUAUCUCGUACAAAAAGCCAGGAAAUUGUAACAAAUGUUAUAGUACCGACAACCGGCCGUUUAUCGCUACAAGAUACUUUAAAAUCUAAACCUGACAGUCCAAUAAUGUCUUGUUCUUCCUCAACAUCGUCUUUAAUGUCCUUAUCCAACCCAAAUAGAUCACCGUUAUUUCAUCGCAAAACCAGCACAAAAAUGUAUCGUCUAAUACAAAAAAUGAUUGAUAGUGAAUCAGAACAUAUUUUGAAAUAUUUUCUUAAACAAUAUGAAGAAGAAUUACAGAAUAAUCAACAACAACAAUUCAAAACAUCAUUUGAUCUUUUAGCUAAUGUUAAAUCGGAAAGAAUCUACAAUGUUCUAACAUGUUAUUCAUUUAAAACAACAAAUUGUGAUAAAAAUAACAAUACACUGUUACAUUUAUUAUUUAAAAAUAAACCAAACGAUUUUGAAUCAAAACAAAUGAAAAUUAUCACUGAACGAUAUUUAACAAGUGGUUUAAAAGAAUUUUUAAAUCGACCGAAUCUAUCGAAUGAAUAUAUUAUUCAAAUUUUACUUGAAAAUGAAUAUUUUAUCGAUAUAUUGUUCUUUUCACAAACGAAAAAAUUUGAAAUAGAAUCUGGUCAUCAUCAUCAUCAUCAUUCAGUUAACUGUACAAAUAAUCGUCAUACAAACAUUCAUUAUUAUCAUUAUCAACAAGAUGGUUUAUGCAAUCAUAAUUCUUAUGAUUUGGAUUCUAUUCAAGAAUGGCGUGAAACAUAUUUGACUUUAAUUGAAUUACUAAUUGAUAAUGGUUCAAGAAUUGAUAUGCCAACAGGAAAAUAUCAGAAUACUAUUGAUUGUUUAUUAUCAGCAAUAAUCAAUUGCAUACAACAAAAACAUCAACAUCAUACGUAUUCAUCAAAUCAGUUUGAUAUUAAAUAUUUAAAAAAACUUUUAACUACUCUAUUCCAUAUGAAUUUGACACCAACGAAUCAUCUAAAAUAUACCAUAGAACGCUUUUUACAGUUAAUAUGCCAUAUUCAUAUUACAAACGAUGAACUAAAUGAUACAUUCGAUAUAUUUUAUUUAUUAUGUCAAUACGAAUAUCAACCAUUAAAAUUGAAUAUGAUUACAAUUGUUCAUCUACUUAAAUCAUGGUUGAUUAAUCCAAAUUUUUUAUGUUCAAAUUUAACUGAAAAAUGUUUAUUUAUUCAACAAUUAUUAGUUACAAUAAUACGUUUUCCUACAGAAGAACAAAUAACAGAAGAUCUCUUUAUUAACAGUCGAAAAUUAUCAAUAUCCACAAUAACUGAAUUUAGAAAAAAUACAUUAUUAUUUCAUAUUCUCAAUUUAAUUCCUUACGCUCAAACAUGUGUUCAAAUUGAUUUUAUUUAUGAACUUAUUCUAUCGUUAAUAUAUCAUGGACUCGAUCCAAAUAAUUUUGAUGAAAGGGAUGAUAAUGGUAGUAAUUUACCAAUUGUUGUACUAUGUCUACUUAAAGUGAAUAAUAAAAUGUUAACAAAACGUCUGCUACCAUUUAUUGAUCUAUUUUUUAUUACUCUAUCAUCAAUAGCUAUCGAUAAAGCCAUGGUUAUAUUACGAAAAAAAAUGACAACAGUUACCAUUGAAUUAUAUCAAUAUCUCGAAAUGUUAAUGGUAAAACCGCGUACACUAAAGCAAAUGUCAAUUAGAUGUAUCUAUACCAAAUGUAAGAAACCAUUUCUUGACAGUAUACAAUUACUACCACUAGAUGAAACAUUAAAACAUCGUUUAAUAAGGUUAUGA
Molecule: messenger RNA, 3320 nt
Organism: Didymodactylos carnosus
Lineage: Eukaryota; Metazoa; Rotifera; Eurotatoria; Philodinida; Philodinidae
Source: the annotation of a GenBank genome assembly